Messenger RNA from Zophobas morio, 927 nucleotides. It is a transcript of the gene CREG, whose product is annotated as protein CREG1. Lineage: Eukaryota; Metazoa; Arthropoda; Insecta; Coleoptera; Tenebrionidae. The transcript has 6 exons. The record is from RefSeq and is a predicted model, not a curated record. Bases 105 to 761 code for a protein of 218 amino acids.
GAUAACAAUUGCAAAUUAUGAGUAAUUUUAUUUAGUGCGCGACCUCCGCUGGAUAAAUUGUUGUAACAAAGAAACCACAGAGUUCUGAUUAACUUAAAAACACAAUGAUCUCAAACAAAAUUGCUCUUUUGUUUCUAAUCCUCCACGCAGGGUACACUGUUGUAAUAAAUGGCCCCAUUUUCGACCCACCCCCACCAGACGAAGCGGCCAAAAUGGCCAGAUACAUCAUGGCCAAUUCUGAAUGGAUUUCCAUCGCUACCAUUUCCACAAUGAAAAAUAUAAAAGGCUAUCCAUUUAACGCGAUACAGAGUGUGAGUGAUGGGACACCUUCAAACAGCACGGGAGUCCCAUAUCUGUAUUUAACAGAUCUGGACGCCACAUCGCAAGAUCUUGCCAAAGACAAUCGCUGCACGAUCACAGCUUCAUUAGCUGAAACCGAUUAUUGUGACCGGAAAAAAUAUGACCCUGAGGACCCACGAUGCGCCAGAUUGAUGAUUACUGGGCGAAUGCUCAAAUUGGACAAGAAAAGUCCUGAAUAUCAGUUUGGCGAAAACGCACUGUUCUCAAAACAUCCAGUAAUGAAGUCAUGGCCAAAGGAUCAUAACUUCUACGUCACUAAGUUAGACAUCGAACAACUAGCACUUUUUGAUUUCUUUGGCGGCAUCAAGUACAUUUCCAUUGAAGAUUAUUUUAACGUUUCUACCCACGUUUUUGAAGACAUAAUCUUUGAAAGGGUGGAAUUUAUUGAAAUAACUGCAUAACCUUUACCAUACUGAUACACAGCCCAACUUUAUUUAAAUGAUACAAUUUUCCUUUUUUUUACAUCACAAUCUAAUCACAAUAAUUACAAAAAAAUUAAUUGUAUAAACGCGCUAUAGCAGCGGAUACUUACUGAACUGCAAUUAAAACGAAAUGAAAAAAUCCAAA